Molecule: messenger RNA, 1716 nt
Organism: Lodderomyces parapsilosis
Lineage: Eukaryota; Fungi; Ascomycota; Pichiomycetes; Serinales; Debaryomycetaceae
Gene: SSN3
Product: cyclin-dependent serine/threonine protein kinase
Exons: 1
Coding region: 1-1716 (571 amino acids)
Biological process (GO): protein phosphorylation
Cellular component (GO): mediator complex; nucleus
Molecular function (GO): cyclin-dependent protein serine/threonine kinase activity; RNA polymerase II CTD heptapeptide repeat kinase activity; ATP binding
Source: RefSeq, a predicted model, not a curated record
AUGAAUUCAACACAGAAACAACAAAGUGAUGGCCAAACAUUACGUGACAAACCUCAACAACGUACAAAUCAAUCUCAACAUUUGCAUCCAUCGGCACAAUAUCGACAGCACGAUGUGGGACAAUCGUACUCACAAGCCUUGACAAAUACGUUACCAGCCAAUAAUCCAUUUGCACCACCGACGUAUCAGAAUAGCAAAAACAAUUAUGCAUCAUCGCACCAGCUGAAUCAACAACUCCCCACAGUGCCACAACCAGCAUUAAUGGCGUCGAGUUCAAUACUCACACUAGGACCAUUCAAACAUCGAAAAGAUAUGACUCGAGAUUCAGUGCUUUCCACCUAUCAAAUUUUGGGCUAUAUAGCUGCCGGUACAUAUGGUAAGGUUUACAAAGCCAAACUUCGAACAAAUGCAAAUAAUACAAAAGAUGGCGAAGAAAGGGGGAAGUUCGGUGUGAUACAUGGAGGCUUAGCCGAUGGAGGUAAUGGCGUGGGUCCUAAUGAUGGCGAUCGCAUUGGUAAAGCUAAUGCAAAUGACCAUAUUAAUGAGACCGACUCGAAGGAAGGGUCGGUUCCACCCGAUGAAAACUCCCUUGAAUCAUCGGGGCCAGUAAUACAGUACUAUGCCAUUAAAAAGUUCAAGAGUGAUAACCAUCAAAGCUCAAAUAGCAAGAACAAUACCGCUGGUAAUGGGAGUAAGAAUUUCAAUCGUGAAAUUGCCAAUGAGGCAGCACAAUACACUGGAAUCAGCCAAAGUGCCAUUCGGGAAAUGUCACUAUGUCGAGAAUUGAAUAACAAAAACAUUACUAAGUUAACAGACAUUAUUUUGGAAAACAAGAGCAUCUAUAUGAUUUUUGAAUUUUGUGAGCAUGAUUUGUUGCAAAUUAUACAUUAUCAUUCACAUCCAGAAUUGAAGCCAAUACCAUUACCGACAAUAAAGUCAUUAAUUUGGCAGAUACUUAAUGGUGUUACUUUUUUGCACAAGAAUUGGAUCUUUCAUCGAGAUUUGAAACCAGCCAACAUUAUGGUGACAUCGAAUGGAUGUGUCAAGAUUGGCGAUUUGGGAUUGGCGCGUAAAUUUAACAAUCCAUUGCAGAGUCUUUAUACUGGUGAUAAAGUUGUCGUUACAAUCUGGUAUCGAGCACCCGAGUUAUUAUUGGGGACUCGACAUUAUACUCCAGCGAUUGACUUGUGGGCAGUCGGGUGCAUAUUGGCAGAAUUGUUAUCAUUGCGACCCAUAUUCAAGGGAGAAGAGGCCAAGAUUGAUAUAAAUAAUAAAAAACUGGUUCCAUUUCAAAGAAAUCAAUUUCAAAAAAUCAUUGAGGUUAUGGGUACGCCCAAUUUGAAGAAUUGGCCAAGUUUGAACAAGUAUCCCGAAUUUGUUUCGUUUACUCAACAAAUCACACAAACUUACUCGUCAAAUUUAUCACAAUGGUACAAGAUGAUUGGUGGUGAGAAUAAACAAUGUUUAGAAUUGUUGUAUGGUUUGUUAAAGUAUGAUCCGGAAGUAAGAUUGACUGCAGAUCAAGCAUUGGUGCAUAAUUUCUUUUUGGAGUUACCCAAAGUGACUGAAAAUGCAUUUGAAGGGUUGAAUUUGAAAUAUCCUAAUCGAAAGAUUUAUGUUGAUGAUAGUGAUAUUGGCCAAAAUGGUGGGAAUAAUGCUGGGUUUAAACGUAAUAUUGGGUUUGAUGAGGGAGCAAACAAAAGGAAAAGGGUGUAG